AUGGUAAGAGGAGUUAUUCAAGACAGGAACAACAAAUCAAGAAAACAUAUUGUACACUCAACCAUGAACAAAGCAAUAACAUCCCCAAUACCACAAAAUAUAUUGAAUGAUCUAGAGACAACAUUAAAUGGAAUGAAAGAUUCUCAAACAUUGCAAGAGAAGUAUAAUUUUUUGGAAAAAGAACUUAUAAAUAUAAACAAAUCGAGUGCGAAAAAUGAGGUGAAAAAUAAGUUGGGAGAAGAAACAUUAAAAUUGAUGAAAGAGAGAAAGGAAAUGUUAUACAAACGAAAAGAUAAUAAACAAAAUAUUGCAAAUAUUAGGGAAAGAAGAUACCAUUACAACAAAAGACUAUCAAUAGCGAAAGUAGCGACAGAUUUUUACAAAAACUUAUACACGGAGACAGACAGAACAACGCCAGAAGAAGAAGAAAAGGUAAAAAUACCUUGUAUACUAGAAUCUGAGGUCACACAGGCUAUAAAAUCACAAAAAAGUGGAAAAGCUCCUGGAGAUGAUAAAAUAUCUAACGAACUACUUAAACAGUCUCUACCCGCGAUAACCAAAUAUGUGACUCUUCUUUUUAAUGAAAUAAUAGAAACUGAACAAAUACCCAUUCAAUGGACGAAAUCAACCAUCAUCCUACUACACAAAAAAGGUGACAAAAAUGAAAUAAAUAAUUAUAGACCAAUAAGCCUGAAGUCCAAUAUAUACAAAGUGUUUUCUAAAAUAACACUCCGGCGAAUAUCAAAACACCUGGAAGAAAACCAACCGAGGGAGCAAGCUGGGUUUCCGAUGAUUAUUCUACCAUCGACCAUAUUCUUGUUGUGA
Molecule: messenger RNA, 825 nt
Organism: Pieris macdunnoughi
Lineage: Eukaryota; Metazoa; Arthropoda; Insecta; Lepidoptera; Pieridae
Source: the annotation of a GenBank genome assembly